UCGGCGAAAGCUUCUGUCAGAAAAACACCUGAGGUGUCCUCCCUGCUCUACCAGGAAGGGCGAAGACUCUUUUGCGUUGAGAAGGAAUUCAGGGGACAGUGGGCGCAACGCGGAACCACGAAUGUGCACAAGCGCGGGAGAAGCAAGGGUACAGUCGGGGCUCGUCCUCCCGACCAAAGGCCGCGUUCCUCAAAGUGAACUUUCUUCGAGUUUGGCACUGUGCGCCGCCCCACACCCCGUAAUUUUGCUUCGCUCGGAGGAACCUGGGUCCGUACAGCGUUAUGGCCGCCUACAGAGUAGAGGCACAGCUCUGUGGUGGAGCAAGGAGAGGCAAAUUGAACGACAAGCCGAUGUGCGAUGCGCUUUACACCAGCUCAGGAGCAGAAUAUACAGCACCCAAAGAAGUGAUCCAGGUUCCCGGAGCUCUGCACGGGUUGUCCAGCCCACUGUCUACUUACCAACGACUGUCUUUUCAGCCCAACGCUUCAUCAGUUUGCAUAAUAUGGCGAUUCGGUACUGGGACGACGGCAGGCCUGCGCUUGCAUUUAGGCAUGCGCGGCUCGCGCGAGACUUGCUGAAGGCUCAUGGUUUACCUUUUGGCUGUGUCGGGCACUUGAUGAAAGCCAUGAAGGAUCUUCAAAGGCCGUACGCCGCCGUCGAGAGGCGGAUUCAUGCAGCGGCCAAAGCGAAAAACAGUUCUGUCCGGGCGCACUUCGACCUUGCGCAGCUGUUCUUCGCAAAGCGAAUGCUCGGCUCCGCCGGUGGGUGGUCAAGACGAAAUGUCUGCAUGUCGUCUUCGUGGGUGCCGUGUCGGCGAGUCAAUCUCUCCUGAGGACAAGCAGGAGCGCAACUCGAUUCACGCACAGACGCAACAGUUGGCAUGUGUGUCGGUCUCUGUACUCCUAGUC
Messenger RNA from Toxoplasma gondii ME49, 908 nucleotides. RefSeq lists its product as hypothetical. The transcript has a single exon. The coding region runs from base 122 to 832 and encodes 236 amino acids. The record is from RefSeq and is a predicted model, not a curated record. NCBI's taxonomy places the organism in Eukaryota, Apicomplexa, Conoidasida, Eucoccidiorida, Sarcocystidae.